GGAUGUGAGUGGCUGGAGUUGCCGUCCGAUUGCUUUGGAAAAGUGGUGCUUUGAAGACAAUCCAUUUAACCCCAAGAUGCAAUGUUAUCGACUGAAAGGUGUCAGAUAUUUUUGGACAAGAAUCCGUUCAAUCUCGCUUCUGCUUCGAGUCGUUUGGGUGCACGUUGAAACUUCGAAGCCUGCUUUGUUAGCCUAGCCUAGUUUAGCAGCUAACAAAGAGAAACAACGCGCCUGGGAUAAACACGUCGCCGAGCAAACCAGCGUCAAGUCCCAAAAUGUCAGAUGUCAGUCACGUGCAUCCUCCUGAACGCCUGGAGUCUGCUCGCCUGGAGGAAGAAUCGCCAUACAUCAAGAAGGAGGAGGAAGAAUUUGUCCACAUUAAAGAGGAGCAGGAGGAGUACUUCAUUAGACUGCAGAACCCCCACAUUGAGGAGCAGCAGCAACCUGAUCCCCUCAAAAAGGAGGAGGAGGACCCUCCAUAUGUUAAAGUUGAGGUGGUGGACAUCCCCAAGUGGACUGAUGAACCCUUGAAGGGUGAAGAUGGAGGUCCGAGUGAAGCCAGCAGAAGGGCAGAGCUUCUGAGUGGCGACAGUUCAAAAGGAUUCCAAGCAGACAACCUCAUCGCUCAACCAUCAGAGAGUGACGACUUCACAUCACACUCCCUGUUCUGUUUCAGAAAAUAUCUUGGUGCUGAGCCAGAAUCUCCUGGUGCAAAAGAGGAUGUUGAGCUCCCCCAAAUCAAAGAGGAGCAAAAGCCCUGUCAACAAAAGCAACUUCCAAUCAAAAAGGACGAGGAGGAGCUGCCAUGUGGUAAACAGGAGGAAGAGGAGGAUCAUAUCACCAGGUUGACUGGUGAUCCCUUGAAGAGUGAAGAUGAAGGUGUGAGUGAGGCCGCAGCCUCCAAGCGGCAGCAGUCACACUCACCCUACAUUGAUGAUGGUCAUAAGACAUCUCACGGUGACAACAAUCUCUGCAAAUGCUCUCAGUGUGGGAAAACCUUUGCUAAAAAGUAUAAUUGUCAGAUGCAUAUGAGGAGCCACACUGGUGAAAAGCCUUUUUCCUGCUCGGUUUGUGGAAAAGAUUUUGUUUCAGUGGGAAACCUAAAAAAUCAUACAAGAAUCCACACUGGCGAAAAACCUUUUGCCUGCUCAAUUUGUGAGAAAAGAUUCAGGUACAACAGUAACUUGAUAUCCCACGCAAGAACCCACACUGGCGAAAAACCUUUUCCAUGCUCAGUUUGUUGUCAAAGAUUCGCUCUAAAGCAAUCCUUGAAAGAACACACAAGAACCCACACUGGUGAAAAACCUUUUUCCUGCUCAGUUUGUGGUCAAGGAUUCUCUCAAAAGCAACGCCUACAAAGUCAUGAAAGAACCCACACUGGCGAAAAACCUUUUCUCUGCUCAGUUUGUGGAAAAGGUUUUGUUCAGGCGGGAACCUUAAAACGACACACAAGAACCCACACUGGCGAAUAACCUUUUUCCUGCUCAGUUUGUGGUCAAGCAUUCUCUUGAAAGCAAUGCCUACAAAGUCACAAAAGAACCCACACUGGCAAAAAAAACUUUUUCCUGCUCAGUUUGUGGUCAAGGAUUCUCUCAUAAACGAAACUUAAAAAGACACACAAGAAACCACACUGGCAAAAACCUUUUUCCUGCUCAGUUUGUGAUCUAAGAUUCGCUCGGAAGGAUCCGAUGAAGAGACACGUGUGUGUUGGUGUGAGAAGCAGUGGCCAAUGACUCUUUUGCCUGUCGUGCAUGCUUGCUUAUUCGUGGUACACUUUAUUUUUGUGAUUGCAUUUCUGUUUGGACUUUGCCAUUUUCUGUUUUACCUUUUCUGGCCAUCAACGUCUUUCCCUUGGCUCUCUUGCCGAUUGGCAUCAUUUAUGUCAUAAUCUCCUGUUCAAACUACACUUUUCACAUUUGAAACUGCAGACCCCAAAUUUGCAAAAAUUAGAAAAAAAACAAACAAACAAAAACUGGCUCACAAAUGAGUUUUUUGUGUGGGGGCUAAUGUAUAUAUAUAUAUAUAUAUAUAUAUAUAUUUCUAUUACUACUCGUGAUUGACCGAGUAUGAGGGCCAAAUAAAGAAAAAUGAAGAAAAAGAUAAAAGGACUGACAGUAAAGUCGGAUUCUUAUGACAAGAAUUGUAUUUUUUUUUUCAUUUUCCUCAGUAAUGCGGACUCUGCACCGGUCAGUAGUGGUGAAGAAGGAGCUGAGGCGAAAGGCAAAGCUCUCGAUUUACCAGUCGAUCUACGUUCCUACCCUCACCUAUGGUCACGAGCUUUGGGUCGUGACUGAAAGAACAAGAUCCCGGAUACAAGCGGCUGAAAUGAGUUUCCUCCGCAGGGUGUCCGGGCUCUCCCUUAGAGAUAGGGUGAUAAGCUCGGUCAUCCGGGAGGGACUUGGCGUCGAGCCGCUACUCCUCCGCGUAGAGAGGAGCCAGCUGAGGUGGCUCGGGCAUCUGGUUCGGAUGCCUCCCGGACGCCUCCCUGGAGAGGUGUUCCGGGCAUGUCCCACCGGCGGGAGGCCUCGGGGACGACCCAGGACACGCUGGAGAGGCUAUGUCUCUCGGCUGGCCUGGGAACGCCUUGGGAUCCCGCUGGAGGAGCUGGUUGAAGUGGCUGGGGAGAGGGAAGUCUGAGCUUCCCUGUUAAAGCUGCUGCCCCCGCGACCCGAACCCGGAACAAGCGGAAGAUAAUGGAUGGAUGGAAAUGAUAAUGAUUAUGAUGACAGUUCUAUAAUAGUACCGAGUGGGGAAAAGUUAGUUGAGGAUCUAGACUGUGGAAAUGCUAAUAUUCCAUCAUCUAUCCAUAAACGAAUGCCUUUUGGAUUCAUAUCAUGUCACUUGGUGUAAUUACACACAUCGCAACACUAAGAAAAUGAGAGAAAUUUGGGUCAAUUUCAAGCUAAAAAGACCUGCCCCCGAGAUCCCGGAAAUCUGGCACAUUGUGGGCGUGACAUCAAAACAAGGAAACAACCGGCUCGGUGCUUAAGUACUGAAUGGCGGCGAUGAUGGCGGACAAUUUUGUUUCUAAUUGCAGCGACGAAUCCGACGUAACGAACAUUCUUCUAAUGGUGACGAGGAGAGUUAUGAACCUUUCUUUGGUGUUCUGGGUUAUCAAUUUGAGCCCAAACGAAAGCCUAAUGAAAGGAUCAUUGAGGGGAGCAAUCACACUGAUGAAACCCCGACAACAGUUCGUGUGGGAAACACCAAAUGGUAUGUUUUGCAUUUCUUUUUGUGAAGCUGAUACACCGUGACCGCAAAAUAAAGUAAUGUAUAGAGUAAUUAUCAUUUAAUAUGCUAUCCUCGGUUUCGCUCUGCCAACCGACACAAAUAUGAAUGGGAUUAGAGCAGGGGUCCCCGGUGUGAUUUUGGGUCUUUUUUUCACGGACCCGUGUCCCUCUUUUAUAUUCAGUUGGACUCUCAAUGUUAUCCAAUGGUGCUAAAAAACUUAUUUACAUCACAAACAUACAUGUGCAACACGGAAAUGCCGUAAAUUAACGCUUAACGACACGGCGAAGUCGUUAAGUGAGAGGGCUACGUGCAGUUGUUGUGUGCGCCAAACAUGGCAAACGUAAGUUAAUAUUCCUUUCUUUAAAGAAAGUUUAUAGUGUGUACUUAGGAAUCGCUGCAUUCGCGGUCCUUUUUAACGUUACGCGCAUGCCAACUUUGUCAGAACACCGGCAAUGUGCGGCAGAAAAAUACAGCAAAUAUAAAAUAGCAUUUGUUUUUAGCCCCGUCGUGUUAAGUGCAGGGAAAAAAUACAACUCACCCGCUGAAUCAGUGGGAGGGCUGAGUUUGUUUCGUUGAGACGAGAUGGGAGAGUGAGAGAAGCUAGCAUCAAGCUAGCGAUGUUGGAAAUUGUAGCAAAGUUUUCAGCGCGCUCCAAGCGAUGUCGGGAUAUUCCGAAAUGACUUUAAUCCAGAACUUUGGUAGAGUUGUUGUCUCAAAUGUACGUUUUAAAUCGCCGUGAUUUGCGAUCUCUACAAGCUGAUAUUCCUGUUCCACAGACAUGCUCGAAUCACUCGAUUUAUUCACAUACGGGUCACGAAUUCACUCCUUCGCAGUUUGUGGGUCUUUAGUGAUUGGGAAGUAGCAUAAAUUUUGUUUUCUUUGAGGUUGUAGGCACAUCUUCUGGCUCGUCAGGUUCCCGUUUCCCUGUAAAAUUGCAAAAUUAGCCCUCUUAGCACUGACGAACUUUACUCAUUGUCUGCGUAGUCCAGCUCUUUUUCUCGCGUUCGGCAACUCAUGGGUACUACAUUGCGACAAAUGGCUAUUUCUAAACCACAUAGCAUGACAGGUUUGAACCAUUUUAGCGAUUUUUUUGAUAAAACACGAACGCAACUCUCUCGUCGAUAAACAACGAUGGCACCUGCCUCGACCUUUUGUUUCCUUGUUAUGACGUCUCCGCCCCAUUCGGCUGUUUCCGGAACACUUUCGGAAAUGUUCGUCAUUUUCGAUCUAUUUUCGAUAAUUGCUCAUUAAUGUGAUUGAUUUUUUUGUUAACUUUAUCAAUAUUUGUUAUCUUGGCACAUAACGGUUCUAUUGAUGUCUCACACCCCCUUUGUGUUUUCAUACCCUUUAAAGGAAUAUGGGACAUAUUGAAUGGCAUUCAUAAAAAUGGUGCUAAGCAACAGAGCUAUCCUCAAUACUUGGUGAAAAAUGAUGUGCAGAAGGAUAAUAUGGAUGACCUCGUCAGCAGCUUCAAUGAUUUCUUUGUAAAUGUUGGACCAAAUCUGGCAAAAAAAAACAAAAAAACCUUACAGAUGCAUGUUUAUCCAAGGAGUGGAAUGAAAACCUCAUUGAACGGAAUCCCAGUUCGAUGUUCCUUCCAGCAGUGGUGGAAAAAGCAGUAAUUGAUACUGUAAAUACAUGAAAUGUAAAACAUCCACUGAUUCAAAUGACAUUGACAUGGCAGUUGUGAAAAAGGUCAUUGAAGGGAUUUUAAAACCACUAGCAUAUAUCUGUAACUUAUCAUUUUCAACGGGUAAAUUUCCAAACAAAAUGAAAAUAGCUAAAGUAGUGCCAUUAUACAAGACUGGAGAUAAGACACCACUUCACUAUUUACAGGCUUGUUUCUCUACUUCCACAAUUUUCCAAAAUUGUUUAAAAAAUUAUUCAACAACAGAUUAAAUAAAUUCAUACGUAAAUAUAACUUACUUUUCGACAGUCAGGAUGGAUUUAGGGCACACAAUUCAACAUCACCAGCUGUCAUUGAAUCUUUUGCGAUCAGUAAUGCUAUUGAUCACAAAUUUCACUCAGUUGGAAUAUUCUUAGAUCUUAAAGCUAGUGAUGGCCAAAUGAAGCCUCAUGAAGCAAUGAAGCUUUGCAGCCAAUUGGUUUGCACAUGUAGCAAAGCUUCAUGGUGCUUCACUUACCCUAUGGCGCCAUCAAGUGGUCUAGAAGCCCAAGAGGUCAACAUUGUUAAGAAUUCAAUGGCUAUUUGCUUAAGACAAAGAUAUGAAUGUGCUUGUGUUAGUAAUUUAGUAUGUGAACAAAAUACAACAAGUGCUAAGGGUAAUUUGUUAUUCAUUUUUAUUUAGAAAUAAUAGCUUUCCCACAGUGGCUGGCUUUAAACAGUUUCUUUUUUUUUGGAAAAUAUUUCACCAGCUUUAGAAAAUAUUCUUUCACAAGGCACAGAUGAAGCUGGGGUGCAGAGAAAUGUGAGUGGCAGUUUAUAUAAAUUUGGGUAGGUAUUCUUUUGUGCCUCCCAGUACACUAAUGGAUUGUUCAUUCUGUUGAUGUUUGGUUCAGAUAGGUACACACACACACUCACAUUUAUAUUAAAGUAGUUUUUCUCCCUUACCUUAUUGAAAGCAAUCAAAUCAAAAUGUUCCCAUACAGGGGAGGAUCGCUCUUUUCGCGCCGGUUCCAUCGCAAGCAAAGGACAAGGCUCGAAAAAAGAUUGCACUGGUUGCACUGUUGCGCACAGAUGUAACAAGUACAGGAGCCCGAAAUCCACAAAAUGUGAGAAAACAGGCGAUCGCCAUUGCGUUUUGCAACCAAUUUAUACCGUAGUCUGUCCUGUUUGUGCAAUGUGCGCCAAACGUUGGAUCACUUCCGAAGCACUCACGAGAUUCAGCCCGGCCGCCGGCGAGGCUUCCCACGUCAUCAUUUCCGGGUUUUGCCGAAAUGAAGCGCGCCUCGCUACAAGCUUUGUGGAAACCCCCCUCCCAUUACUCGACACAAGCUUCGGAACCUCGGCUCAUUUCGUCCCAUCACUACUUAAAGCAUUUGACACUAUUGAUCAUGACACUUUGAUCAAUAAACUUGAAGAGUAUGGGAUCAGGGGGGUGGCACUACACUGGUUGAAGAGGGUAACUAUAGACCCCACUCACCAACGUCACACAAUGACGUGUCGCUGUAUCCAGCCGCCAUAUUGUCCGUCAUUGUUUAUCCGUAUCCUCAAUGGUUUCAAUUUGUCAUGCAAUGUAUAGUGCAAUUCAUGGAGGCCCCGGUGCUUUCAGACGCUGUAAACUCAUUGGAUGCGUUGCAUAAAAGGCGUUAUGUGGAAAAGCUUAAGUCUAUCCAUUCGCUAGAUCCAUAUUUGAUGCCUAAAUCGAUUUUUUUCGACCCGCUGUCUUCGCAGUCUCUGCCUGACAUCUGCUACCCUGAUAUCUACAACUAUCUUGUCCACAGAAACUCAGCCUAUUCUCAAGAAACUUUGAAAAACUUUAAGAGCAGCACUCUAAGCCAGGGGUCUCCAACCCAGUCCUACAAGGCCCUCUGUGGGUCCUGGUUUUUGUUCCAGCCGAUCCAGCAGAGACAGUUGAACCAAUGAGGAUUCUGCUCAAACAAGCCACACCUGACUGCAAUCAACUGAUUGCACUUGUAAAAUACCAGAUUGGGGAAAAAGUGUCGUCAUCUUAUUUGGUAGGAAUGAAAUCCUGCACCCACAGUGGGCCUUUGUGGAAUAGGUUGGGGACCCCUGCUCUAAGCAACAUUACCCCGUGUGACCCUUUACUUCCAAUUUUCUAAAAUGGCGACAAUCAAUUUUUAAAAAAAGUUGACUGCGAUGGCCGACGCUUCAAGGAUAGGUGGAUAUUGGACUAUUUCUUCAAUAAAAUGCGCAACAACUGUGUCUGCCUCAUUUGCAAAGACACAGUCGCUGUUUUUGAGUUUGAUGUGACGCGAUAUUACCAAACAAGACAUGCUGAGAUGUACAUUACAGGGAAGAUACGCAGCGAGAAAUUAUAGCGACUUGAAGCUAGUUUAAUUUCACAGUAGCAGUAUUUCACAAGAGCCCGAGUGAAAUUAUGAAUAAAAAAAAAAUAAAGCAAAUGUGACACACAGAAGGGCUUGUUAAAAUU
Molecule: messenger RNA, 7307 nt
Organism: Corythoichthys intestinalis (scribbled pipefish)
Lineage: Eukaryota; Metazoa; Chordata; Actinopteri; Syngnathiformes; Syngnathidae
Product: zinc finger protein 664-like
Exons: 3
Coding region: 276-1472 (398 amino acids)
Biological process (GO): regulation of transcription by RNA polymerase II
Molecular function (GO): DNA-binding transcription factor activity, RNA polymerase II-specific; RNA polymerase II cis-regulatory region sequence-specific DNA binding
Source: RefSeq, a predicted model, not a curated record